Balaenoptera acutorostrata (minke whale) is the source of this 7339-nucleotide messenger RNA. RefSeq names its product shroom family member 2 (gene SHROOM2). The transcript is spliced from 10 exons. The coding region runs from base 185 to 4858 and encodes 1557 amino acids. Gene Ontology annotation, cellular component: adherens junction; apical plasma membrane; cortical actin cytoskeleton. The record is from RefSeq and is a predicted model, not a curated record. Gene Ontology annotation, molecular function: actin filament binding. Gene Ontology annotation, biological process: actin filament organization. NCBI's taxonomy places the organism in Eukaryota, Metazoa, Chordata, Mammalia, Artiodactyla, Balaenopteridae.
CCCUCCCUGUCCGGGGCCGGUACUUUCCUCCCAAGUUGCAGCGCAAGUUUGCCAGUGGCCGGCGGCGGCGGGGGCGCCGGGAGCCUCCCUCGCCCUCGGCCGGCCGGGGCUCCCCGGAGUGCAUGGGCGCAGGUCGGGCGGCCCUGGGGGCCUGAGCGGCCGCGCCGCCUCCGCGCCCCGCGCCAUGGAGGGCGCAGAGCCCCGCGCGCGGCCAGAGCGCUUGGCAGAGGCCGAGGCGCGGGCGGCCGAUGGCGGGCGCCUAGUGGAGGUGCAACUGAGCGGCGGCGCCCCUUGGGGCUUCACCCUGAAGGGCGGCCGCGAGCACGGCGAGCCGCUGGUUAUCACGAAGAUCGAAGAAGGAAGCAAAGCCGCGGCAGUGGACAAGUUGCUGGCCGGAGAUGAGAUCAUUGGCAUCAAUGACAUCGGUCUGUCGGGGUUUAGACAGGAAGCGAUUUGCCUGGUGAAGGGCUCGCAUAAGACCCUGAAGCUGGUGGUAAAAAGGAGGAAUGAGCUGAGCUGGAGGCCGCACUCCUGGCAUGUCACCAAGUUCUCCGACAGCCACCCCGAGACAUCGGCAUCUCCAUUCCCCUCUACGAGCUCCUGCCCCUCGUGGCCAGGCCAGCACCACGCCAGCUCCUCCUCCCAGGACCUGUCGAGCGGCGUGUGGGAGCAGACAAAUCUGCAGCGCACCUCUGAGCACUUCAGCUCCCUGGGGAGCGUGGACAGCCUGGGCCAGCCUGCCCGGUCCUCCCCCUCCGGGCGCCUCUCGGCCGCCAGGUCCAACAGCAGCAUCGACCACCUGGGCGGCCCGAACACGCGCGACUCCGCUUACGGCUCCUUCUCCACCAGCUCCAGCACGCCCGACCACACCCUGCCCAAGGCGGAUGCGUCCUCUGCCGAGAACAUUCUCUACAAAGUGGGCCUUUGGGAGGCCUCGGCCGGAGGCAGCGACCGGCAGGGCCUGGCUGCCGGCGACCCUCAGUGUGUGGACGAGAGGCUCGGGUGUGUCCCCCCCAGGGUCCCCUGUGACAGCAGCAGGAGCCCCAGGCCCGAGGACAGUCCUGAGCCCAAGCUAGCUGCUUCCGGGAGGUCCAGUUUUGGGCCAGUCUGGUAUGUUCCCGAUAAGAAAAAGGCCUCUUCGUCCCCUCCUCCUCCCCCUCCUCCUCUCCGCAGCGACAGCUUUGCUGCCACCAAGAGCCACGAGAAGACCCAGGGCCCUCCGUUCUCCGAGGCGGCCACCACGCAGUGCCCUCCGGGCCUGACCCGCGCUCAGUCCCACAGCGACUGGAGACCGGAAGUGGCCGAUCAGCCGCAGAGACCAGCGCGCCUGGGCGACGGGAGGAGGGCGGGGAGCUCGGGCUGUGCGCCGGCUGUGCCGCUGGACUGCGGGGGGCCGCCCUGCGACGGCGGGGCCAGGGCCCUCCAGGGGGCCCCCGGCCGGCUCCAGGCCUCCCUGUCCAGCACGGACGUGCGCUGCCCGCAGCCUCCGCCCGCGUGCCAGCACCCGCGCCAUUCCAGCGACGAGAGCCCCUUCUUUCUCGAGGGGCCCGGUGCCGCCACGUGGCUCAGGGAGCAGCCGCCUGCCGAGCGCUUGCCGGGUGACAGCCCCGCUCCGGCGGGGCGGCCCAGCGCUGGCGACCGCAAGGGGGACUGCGGCGCCCAGAGCCGCUACUACUGCGUGACCUCCAGGCGCGGCCCGCAGGGGGGCGCCCCGGCCGCGCAGCCCCGCUGCCACCCGCCCCGGCUCGAGGGGCCCCCGGGCGCCCGGCCAAGGGGCAGGGUGGCGCCGGCGGACAGGGAGGCCGGGGGCCACUGCGAGGGCGCCGAGGAACCGCCCGGGGCCGGCCUCGUGGAAACAGCUGGUGUGAAGAGGGGCGCGGGCGGCUUCGCGUGGGCCCACGGGGGCGGCGAGAUCUGCCCCCUGCAGACGCCCAUGCUGCACUCGCUGACCCAGGAAGGGGCGCGCCGGCCCGAGGCCGGCCACGAGGGCGCCCCGGAGAGGCCGCCGCCCGAGGCCCCGGCGGGCAAACCCUUGCGGAGGAGCGACCGCUUCGCCACCACCCUGAGGAACGAGAUCCAGCUGCGGCGAGCCAGGCUGCAGAAGAGCCGGAGCACGGCAACCCUGGCCGGCGCCGCGGAGGAGGAGGAGGAGGAGGCCGAGGCAGAGGCGCGCGGCUGGGGGGUGCAGCCGGCAGGGGGCGCCCCGGAAGCCGCCUUCUCCAGCACCUACAAGGACCACCUGAAGGAGGCGCAGGCCCGCGUCCUGAGGGCCACGUCGUUUAGGCGCCGCGACCUGGAGCCCAGUCCGUCGGACCCCGACACCCUCCCUCGCGUCUGGGAGGCGGCCCCGGCCAGGCUGCCCUCGAGCGCCGGCGGCGCGCUGCACGCCCCGCGCAUCGCAGGCCGGAGGCGCUUCACGGCCGAGCAGAAACUGAAGUCCUACUCCGAGCCCGAGAAGAUGAACGCGGUGGGGCUCGCGGGGGAUGACCGCCCGCGCCAGCGCCCCGCACCUCCCGACGAGGCCGCGCGCACCUUUGCCGACAGGUGGAAGUUUUUUGAGGAAACCAGCAAGCCCGUAGGCCAGCGGCCAGGGCUGAGGCCGGCACCCUGUGGGUUCCCCAAGGAGAAGCCAGAGAGGCCUUGGACAGCGGGCCCCGGAAAGGAGGGAAAGGUGGGGAGAUCAGACCCGCCUCAGAGGCUGGGAACCUUUGCAGAGUAUCAAGCCUCGUGGAGGGAACAGAGGAAAGCCCCGGAAGCCAGGAGUUCUGGGAGGUACCACUCGGCAGAUGACAUCCUGGAUGUGGGUCUGGACCAACACGAGAGGCCGCGGUACAUCCACGGAAGGUCCCGGUCGUCGCCCUCGACCGACCUCUACAAGCAGGAAGCGUCUGUGGAAGCGCGACGGCAAACAGAGGACCCCGGUGAGCGCAGAGAACUCUCUUCCUCAGUCCAGGCCGAGGAGGGAUGCCCCACCCCAAGACAGGCAGAUGCCCAGUGUGCAGAAGACAGUCCAGGAGCGCCGCGGGACCCCCAGCAGCCAUCCCAGGUCUCUGAACCACCUGGCGCCCGGGAAGCUCCCGAGGUGCCCGCGGAGGGCCGUGGCCGGGCGGGGACCCUUCCUUGCGAUUACAGAUACCCGGAGGAGUGCGCGCCCGCGGACCGGCCUGCCGCCCCGCACGCCCGGGGGCAGGACCCCUGGCCCCUGAGCGCCGCCCCGCUCUCCCGGAGGCCUGCCCCGCAGAGGCCGCCGCCGCCCAGGCGUGAGCCCAGGCCCUUGGGGGCCGCACCUGCGGCUGCUCACCUGGGCGCACCCGGCAGGCCCCGCCCCCUGGCCCCGGAGGUGUGCUCGGACCGCCCGGCCCUCGCCCGCAGCAGCCCCGGCGCGUCGGUGGAGAAGCUGAGCGCCGCCUGGCCCGCGGCAGAUGGCCCACGGGCCGCGGGGGAGCCGGCCGGGCAGCAUGUAGACGAGCACGCAGCCUGGCCCCGGCGGGAGGCGCCGCUCCCUUGCAAGUUCCGGCCCCUGCAGACCUCCGCCAUGGAGACCUCGCGCUCCCCGUCGCCUCAGUUCGCGCCCCAGAAGCUGACGGACAAACCCCCGCUGCUCAUCCAGGAUGAUAAUUCCACCAGAAUCGAGCGGGUGAUAGACAACAACACCACGGUGAAGAUGGUGCCCAUCAAGAUCGUGCACUCGGAGAGCCACCCGGAGAAGGAGAGCCGCCAGGGCCUGGCCCGCGUCCCGGAGGCACCCGUGCUGCCCAGCGGGCUCGAGCGGGACCAGAUCAAGACGCUUAGCAGGUCCGAGCAGUCCUACUCCCGCUUCUGCCUGUACAGCCGCCAGGGCGCCGAGCCCCAGCCCCCUGGCGCCCCAGGGCCCACGGCCAAGGACAGCCGGGCCUCCCCGCCCACGCUCAGUUACGUGAAGGCCAAAGAGAGGACUGCCGAAGACCUCAAGUCGGAGGAGCUGGCCCGCGAGAUCGCGGGCAAGGAUAAGUCCCUGGCGGAUAUCCUGGACCCCAGUGUGAAGAUCAGAACCACCAUGGACCUUAUGGAGGGCAUCUUCCCCAAAGACGAGCACCUCUUGGAAGAAGCUCAGCAGCGGAGGAAGCUGCUCCCCAAAAUCCCCUCUCCCAGAACCAUGGAGGAGAAGAAGGAGGAGCCGAGUGUGCCGGCGGCCGUGUCCCUGGCCACCACCUCCACCUACUACAGCACGUCGGCCCCCAAGGCGGAGCUGCUGAUUAAGAUGAAGGACCUGCGGGGGCAGCAGGAGCCCGAAGAGGAUGCAGGGAGUGACCCGGACCACGACCUGUCGGUGAAGAAGCAGGAGCUCAUCGAGAGCAUCGGUCGCAAGCUGCAGGUGCUGCGGCAGGCGCGGCAGAGCCUGCGGGAGGACAUGCAGGCCAACAGCGCGCUGGGGGACGAGGUGGAGGCCCUGGCCAAGGCCGUCUGCAAGCCCAACGAGUUCGACAAGUUCCGCAUGUUCAUCGGGGACCUGGACAAGGUGGUGAACCUCCUGCUGUCGCUGUCCGGCCGCCUGGCCCGCGUGGAAAACGCCCUCAACAAUCUGGACGACGGCACUCCUCCCGGCGAUCGGCAAUCCCUGCUCGAGAAGCAGCGGGUCCUGAUCCAGCAGCACGAGGACGCCAAGGAGUUGAAGGAGAACCUGGACCGCCGGGAGGGCAUCGUGUCCGACAUCCUGGCCAGCUACCUCAGCCGGGACAGCCUGGCAGACUACGCGCACUUCGUGAGGAUGAAGUCAGCCCUCAUCAUCGAGCAGCGCGAGCUGGAGGACAAGAUCCACCUGGGCGAGGAGCAGCUCAAGUGCUUGCUGGACAGCCUUCCGCCCGAGAGAGGCAAGUGAGAGGCGUGCCCCCCCGACGCCUCCCCGGCGGGGGACAGCAGCCGGCCCUUCAGCUCCGGUCCCGAGGAGGCAAAUGAAAACCCCAGCCUGUAUUUACGUCCUGGAGAGAGAAUCCCUCCCAGAACCGAAUGGCCGUUAGAAAAGCAAUAAUCUCCGUGGGUGCGUUUGGGAUGACUUAUUUAAUGUCUUAGUUUCCCUCUUAAAUGCUGAGCAGAGUGGCUUCCCGUCAGCCCUUGCCUGGAAGCAACCCCACACGGCGCCCGGUUCCGGUGAACGGUGAGUUCCCGAGUACAGACUGGGCUCUGGUCCCGAGGGGCGCGCACGUGGUCCUUGCCAGCUCAGGUCUGCCCUUCCGUCUUCCCACGCUGCACCCCUUCCUCCGCUCAGGAGGGAAUGAGCGCGCGUGUCGGGCAAAGCCUGGCGCACGACCUCUCCGGUGGGUCACUGGAGGUGGCGGCUGCCGGCUUCCCCUGUUGGUCCAGAAGUGUUGAGCAUUCAUCGUGUCUGUCUUAUAAGGAUGAUCUCCAACCCAGCAAAAGUCAUGAUGAUGAUACUUUAAUAACACUCUACAAAGGUGAAUGGUUUUCCACGUGGCUAAAAACCAACUGUGAAAAGAAGAGCUUACAUGUUGGGUUCACUCAUUCUGAAAUUGCCACUUAAAUAGCGUCCGCACUUUAAAACAUACACAAAGCGGACAGAUGGUUUUAGGACUUCUCGGCUGACAUCACGGUUCAAAUGAUAUUUUCCUGCAAAGAGAAAUUACUUGGCUAAAACCGUGUCCGGUAGUAACGUGCUUGCUAGGCGUGUGUAUGAUCCUUAAUUAUAAUUGGCAACUUCUCUCUUUUUGCCUCUCUCAAUUUGUUACCAUGCCGUAAGGGCCACAUGCCGUUUAAGAACCGUUGCUCUGGUUUCUCAGAGGUCCCGGUGGACCACAGAACUCCUAGACCCGAUCUUUUUCUGCCACAGAGUAUACAGCUCCUGUACCCUUUUUUAUUGGUUGAAAUUGUGAGAUGGUAAAGAGUCUAUUCACUAAAGAAAACACUGUCAAGCUGUCAUUUUCCAGUGGACAGAUCACAGGCUAGGAGAAAAUACUUGCAAAUCAUCUAUGUGACAAACCAUCUGUAUCCAGAAUGUAUAAAAACUCUCAAACUUAACAGUAAGAAAACAAACAGUCCAACUAAAACGGGGGCAAAAGUCUUAAAUGAAUAGACACUUCACUGAAGAGGAUAUAUGCAUGGCAAGUAAGCACAUGAGUCGAUGUUCAGCCACCAAUGGCAUGGUUCUCACAUACUUAUUUUUAAUCUGAUCACUGUGGAGUGGUGUGUUUCGUCACAAUGCUCAUCUGAUGAAAUGUGUGGUUAAUGGCGGGAGAAGCCCUAGGAUAACUUCACGUUGAGGUGAUAUGCGGACUUUGGUUUGAUCUGUGAGAUCAUUUUACUCCUCAUUUCCUCUUACUGCUAUAGAAGAAGUUUUCCAGCGGGGGGGGGUGGGGGCGGGGAGAUGUCCCUUUGUCAGAAGUGGCCGCCACCUUACCAAACACAGACGCACACAAAUGUCUUAAAGGACGCUAACGGGUCCACGCUCCGCCAGCCAGAGGGGAGACUGGACUUCCGGGCUGCUGCAGUGAUCUCCGCGCACCCGUAGAGGGCGCCGACCUGGCAGGCGUCAGUGAUGCUGGCAAUAUACACUCCUUUGGCAGCCCACCCACGCCAAAGGAGAAAUGCCUUUUCAACGGUUUUUACUCUUAUUCAAUUAAGCUAUUCCUGACUUGAAAACUCCCUCUUCUGCCAACGAAGUGUCCUUGCCAUGUGGUGUGGGUCACUUGCUGUGAAAACGGGUCACGUCAGGAAAGGUAGAGCUGGCUGUCCACGGACCACCCCCCGCCCGCCGCCCCUGCUUCCUCCCUCGGGGAGACAACCACGGUGAUUUCAGUGUGUUCUUAACUUUCACAAAGCUUUUACCUGUGAUUCUUUCCCUUCAAAUACAGUAUUGUGAUCAUUUUGAUGAUAUGUCUGUAAAAUGUGAAAAUAGAAUUUGUGUCUGUAUCCAGCUUUUUGGUGUCUUUUGAGAACUUUCUCUUCUACAUAGCAAUAUAUAGUGCUCUACUGUCCUUUUAACGAAGCACAUAGAAUCACAACAUUCCCGUUUGCCUCUUAAAUGUCUGGUUAGUGGGGACCCAAAGAUUGCAGUAAGUCAAUGUACAUAACUUUGUAUAUAGUUAUGUUAUUGCAUAUAAAACCAAUCCGGUGCUAAUGUUUUGCCCUUGGCGUUCUUCGGUGGUGGCUGAUAGCUCACCCUCGGUCAUAACUCAGCUGUGGAAUGCUCUGUAUAGCGACAUUUCAGUCAGGGGCGUUGCCUGUGGCUUCUCUCCUGCGGUCCACUCUGGAAAAUGCGUACAGAUUUCACGCUCAAUACUUUCACUUAUGUCUCAACAGAUCAUUCUGCUUGACAUUCACAAAAUAAAUGGUGUCUUUCAGUGAA